UCGUUGUACUUCCAAAGUCUGGCCCACGCCCGGGAAUGGAUCGCGGGGUCGUCCAACUUGUAUGCGUUGUCUUCAAUCCUGGAUGACAUUGCCAACGGGAAAAAGACGGCGGCGGACAAGUUCAACUUGUACUUUGUGCCGAUCGUCAACAUUGACGGAUACGACAUCUCGUGGACGAACGGCAAGCGGUUGCAGCGUAAGAAUGCCAACGAAGUCGACCUGAACCGCAACUGGUUGCAGUACACCACGAACCCCAAAACAAAAAUCCCAGUCACGGACGAAACUUUCCCUGGCCUGCGUCCGGCGAGCGAGCCAGAAACUCAGGGGAUUGCGAAGUGGCUCCACGAGAAGAACUCUGAACUAUCCGGCUGGGUGGACGUGCAUUCCGUCUUGGGGGCGAUAUUGUACCCUUAUGGCGACACGAAGGACCGCAUCGGCAACGGCGACGACGAAAAGUUCCAACGGCUCGGUCGCAACGUAGCUGCCGCAGCCGGUCGUAACUACAGGAGCCAAACGGCGGGUUCCUUCGGAGUUGCGUUCGGGGCGUUCGACGACUACCUCUACCGCACGUACAAGAAGCCCGUGGUGACCAUCGAAGUGGCUGGUCGUCACUUUGUCGCCCAUGUGUCGACCAUCCGUACCCGCGGCGAGGAAAUCUACAGAGCGUUGACUCAAUUUGCCCAAGAAGUCUUGAUUUUCGAGGGCAACAGCGGUGGCAAUGUCGGUGGCAACGGCGGUGGCAAUGUCGGUGGCAACGUAGGUGGCAAUGUCGGUGGCAACGUAGGUGGCAAUGUCGGUGGCAACAGCGGUACCAACAGCGGUGGUAAUGUCGGUGGCAACGGCGGUGGCAACAGCGGUGGGAUUUUCUUUCCCAAAGAUUGA
Aphanomyces astaci is the source of this 882-nucleotide messenger RNA. RefSeq lists its product as hypothetical. Gene Ontology annotation, biological process: proteolysis. The transcript has a single exon. The annotation marks the transcript as partial. The record is from RefSeq and is a predicted model, not a curated record. Lineage: Eukaryota; Oomycota; Saprolegniomycetes; Saprolegniales; Verrucalvaceae. Gene Ontology annotation, molecular function: metallocarboxypeptidase activity; zinc ion binding.